Molecule: messenger RNA, 834 nt
Organism: Triticum turgidum subsp. durum (durum wheat)
Lineage: Eukaryota; Viridiplantae; Streptophyta; Magnoliopsida; Poales; Poaceae
Source: the annotation of a GenBank genome assembly
AUGGCGGCUCCGACCACGAGCCGUCUCCACCGCCGCCUCCUCCCCGCACUCCCAUCCUGCACCCCUCGCGCCCCGUCCUUCUCAGCCCCCUCAGUCCAGGGACCCAGCCGCCGGCCUACCUCCCGGCUGUACUGCUCGUCGCCGCCGGUACGUGUGGGAGCGCCGCCGUCCGGCAAGGGCGGCGAGUACCGUCCCUCCUUCGCCGACGACUUCCUCCUCGCCUUCUUCCGGGCCAAGAUGGUGGAGGAGGUUGGGUGGGAUUCUCAAAAGCCUGGAUACGACGGGCUGAUCGAAGUUGCGAAUCGCCUCAUGAUCAAGGGGAAAAGUGCUUCAGAGACUGAGCAAUCAGCUGUCCGAGUACUUCAGGCACUGUUCCCACCUCUGUUGCUAGUCCUUUUCAAAGCUCUUUUAGCACCAAUUGCUAAUGGCCAACUUGCUUCCAUGAUGGUAGCUAGAGCAACAGCGCUUUCGUGCCAAUGGCUAAUGGGCACAUGUUCAGUGAAUUCUGUAACACUGCCCAAUGGGAAGUCGUUAUCUAGUGGGGUGUUUGUCGAGAAGUGUAAAUAUUUGGAAGAGAGCAAAUGUCUUGGCAUUUGUAUCAACACGUGCAAACUGCCAACUCAGACCUUCUUCAAGGAUCACAUGGGCGUCGAUUUGUAUAUGGAGCCAAAUUUUGAAGACUAUAGCUGCCAGUUCAACUUUGGAGUGCCACCCCCACCUCCUGACACGGACAAGGCCCUGAAGGAACCAUGCUUGGACAUAUGCACAAACGCUAGACGGCGCAGAGAGCUUGGCAGCAGCGGUGGCCCGGAUGGUCUAUGCCCCCAAGUUUGA